UGUCGGUUCAAUGUCUAAAAUUAAUUUUGUUACUUUUAAACUGAGAGACCUAAUUUAAUUUAGUCUAAAAAUAUCACUAAGAUUUUAAUUCUUACAGUGUUUAAAUAUUUUUGGAAGGCUUGUAUUUCUUUUACUUCCAUAUUGUACAUUCUCUUUUUUUUACAGUCAACUGUGAUAAUUUAAGACACUUUGUUCGCUUACCUUGCACCCAAAUGUUGGUUGCUUCAAAAUAUCUUUGGUUCCAUCACAAUCACCAUCAUAACCCAUUGUACUGGUACAAGUCCAGAAGCCAAAUGAGAAUAUCUUUCCACCAUUUACUCCAUCAACUAUCUAUCGCUUCAUCUAUAACUGUGUUUUAAUUUGGUGAGCUGCUCUAUCACCAUUGUUCAUCAUAGUUCAUAAACAAAGAACCUAGUCAACAACUUUUUUACUUUGGUAAUUGAAGGUUGUAUAAGUUCACCAAUUAAAGAUGGAUCCAGAGCAAUUUCUUGAUAUUGCUAAUGCCGUGAUUAAGAUAAAAGUGUUCCCAUACUUUGAGAUGGCCCAUGCAGUGAUUAGCUGUCUUUACAUAAGGGAAGAUCUAGGUUCAGGAUCACAUCCUUUCUCGCGAAAACACCCUUUCUCAUGUUGGCUAUCUUCAAUGGUCAACAUCUAUGCCAGUGUUAUUUUGGCCAACUUUCUUCUUGGUGAACCCAUCAUAGGUGCUUUUAAAAAUCCGAAUCAAAUUAUCUUAUCCACUGUCGUCUGGUAUCUUAUAUUUUACUCGCCCUUUGAUUUUGCUUAUAAAGCAUGCAAAUUUAUUCCCUGUAAAGUUAUUUUAUCCGCUAUGAAGGAGGUUAUCCGAUGUAAAAAGAUUUAUGAUGGUGUUUCUCAUGCUUCAAAAGUAUAUCCAAACGGAUUUAUCAUAAUGGUUAUCGUAGGGACAGUUAAAGGUAAUGGUGCAGGGUUUAUCAAGAUUAUUGAACGUUUAAUGAGAGGGGUUUGGACACCUAAUGCCAUGGAAAUUUUAACACCAUCUUUUGCAACCAAAGCUUCAAUUGCUGCUUCGAUUAUUUUUAUCAUUGACAAGAAAACUGAUUGGAUCUCAGUUCCUCAUGCUCUCAUCUACUUUGGAGUAGUCAUCUUCUUUGUAUAUUUCAAAUUAUCUUCCAUGCUACUUGGAAUCCAUGAUCCUUUUAUUCCAUUUGAAAAUCUCUUCUGUGCCAUCUUCUUAGGAGGUGUUUGGGAUGCAUUGAGUCACAUUAUAUCAAAUGCCAAGAAAGGUGAUGAUAAUGGUCCCAAGGUUGAGAUACCAAGAAGAGAUGAAACGAAAAAGAAGGAUUGAAUGACUAAUGAAUUACUAUUAAUAAUAUUUAGCGAAUCUGUUACAAAUUGCUUUUAAUCGGACGAAUCAACUUAAGAUAAACACUCAUUUUUGCAUUACUCAUCAUGUUAUUUAAUUUAUCAUUAAAUUUACAUCCAUUUUGUACAUAAGAAAAAGUACAAAAUUAAA
Molecule: messenger RNA, 1492 nt
Organism: Tetranychus urticae (two-spotted spider mite)
Lineage: Eukaryota; Metazoa; Arthropoda; Arachnida; Trombidiformes; Tetranychidae
Product: trimeric intracellular cation channel type 1B.1
Biological process (GO): potassium ion transmembrane transport
Cellular component (GO): membrane
Molecular function (GO): identical protein binding; potassium channel activity
Source: RefSeq, a predicted model, not a curated record